Messenger RNA from Ooceraea biroi (clonal raider ant), 2357 nucleotides. Its product is annotated as microtubule-associated proteins 1A/1B light chain 3A. The record is from RefSeq and is a predicted model, not a curated record. Lineage: Eukaryota; Metazoa; Arthropoda; Insecta; Hymenoptera; Formicidae.
ACGUCGAUACGUCGAACUAACCCUGUCCGAUCCGAAGCGCACACGGCAGUGACGGUAUUGCAGUGUGUGCACGCUAGCGUUAUUUUGACCCGUCCACUGGCUGACCGCGGACGGUUGAUAGUGGUACGCCGUUACGUCGUAGUAGGUGAUAGUAGUAACGUCAUGAUGAACACGAAUCUGACGCCUAAGAAAUCCUUCAAGGAGAGACGUACGUUCGAGCAACGUGCGGCUGAUGCGGACGAAAUUAGACAAAGAAAUCCAAAUAGGAUUCCCAUCAUCGUGGAACGUUAUAAGCUGGAAAACCAGCUGCCGCUGCUGGACAAGAAUAAAUUUUUGGUACCAGAUUUCCUAACUGUCGCAGAAUUGUGUAAAAUAGUCAGACGUCGACUGCAGCUGAAUCCAACGCAGGCAAUUUUCUUGCUGGUGAACCAGAAAAGUAUUGUGAGCGGUAGCCUGACGAUGGCCGAGCUCUAUCAGAAUGAGAGGGAUGCGGACGGUUUCCUUUACGUUGUGUUUGCCAGUCAGGAUGUAUUCGGUGGUCAUUAGUUGCAGCACAAUAACACUAACCAACCAAGUAAAAACGAAAUACCUCCUUGGCACUUAACAAUACUUUGAUAGAUAUUUACGUGGAAUUUUGUGGGGAUUCUAGAUCUGCUAGCAACUCUAUCUGCCUUCAAUUAAAUGUGCAGAGUCUUUGUGAUCAACUGACGGUACCUGCUGGAAUAGUUAACGGAACAAUCACAUUUGGAGUCUAUGUAUAAAAUCAUCGCGGUGCUUUCUGUCUUUGACAUAUGGAUGAAUUAUGUCUGAUAUAAGUUAAUGUAACAUCCACUUACUAGUAAUAGUGAUAGUUUAUUGUUAAUUUUAAUGGUGGUAGGAUACGUACGUGGUAAUAAGGUGCGGACACGAUAUGUUACACACAAAUCCUUUCUUUUAAUAAGUAAGAUGGCGAUUGCGGACGGUGUUUCCUGUUUUUCUCUGAUCAUCACACGUUUACCUUCGUGAAAGAACUCGUCAUUAUAAGCCUUGACUAUCGUUCGCGUUCAAGUAGAUUAAUCGUAAGUAAUUUAUAUUAAUAGGCCAGUUGUGUGUGGCUUAGUCUAUCAAUUUGUGUAAAGUUCAUAUAAUUAGUUUGACGUAAUAGUUUCAUAGCACAAUUGUGUUACGCAAGCAAGUUUAAAUGCGAAAUCGAAAAAUCAAAAUGGAUAUUGUGGAAUAAUAAUGGAUGUAAUUUUAUUAGAUUCCGUCGAUGUUUUCAAUUGAUGUGUCAUACUUUUAUACGUUGUUCGACCAUCGUUAGCUCCCUCGAGAGACUACAUUACUAAUAUAAAGUAUCUCUUUUUAUACGGUAAUAAUAUCCUCGUUAAGUAUUAUUUUUACCACACAAUGCUAAGCCAUUGACAAAAGUGUUCAUGUACAUAACGAUAUGCAGCGUGCAGUGUACGAUGAUGCGCGUUAAAUUCUCGCGAAAUUACGUUAAGUUUUACACAGGAUAUAAAAUCGAUCUCUGUCAAGCCUGUGACACGCAAGAUUAUUAAUUAAGUACUAAUUUUAACUGAUAAAUUGUUGUUCGGAGCAAUGUUUUAAAGUAAUUCGACACGAAGUAUUCAGUUCUCUAGAGAACUCGUGCAAUAAGCUAACGAACACGUAGACAUGUAUUAUUACGGGACGAGCAAGGAAAUCAGAACAACUGCGAAAAUUUCAGAAACCUUUUAAAUAUUCUAAAACUAGAGAAUCACAUGUUUGUACAUUGAUACAUAGGGGUUUUAAGCUUUAAAUUCAUCUGAUACCAAUUCAUAUAUACAAAUAUUGUCCUACCUGUUCGAUGUAAUGAUCACGUUUGUGUAAAUAUUCACUAAUCUAUUUUAAUCUUACAGUGGGCUGUAUCAGAUGCAGUUUUAAGCAUAGAACAUAUUUCUAAUAGUCAAAUUUUGUAGUAAUACUGUAAUAAUAUGUUAUUGCAGCUUUUAUGCAGCUUGAUUUUGUACAUGAUGAGCAUGAAUCAAUCUUUACGUAUAAUCGACGCAACGCAGCCAUUUGUACAACGGAAAACGGAACAUUUGUUUGACGAGACUUCGAAUACAUAAUAAAAUUAAAUCGUUUCAGUUGCACUUUCUUAAGCUUCUUACGCUUAAGAUGAAAUAGGUGUAUAUCCGAGCUUUGGAGAGAGAAAAGAGACAAGGAAUAAGACGUAGAAAGUGCAAUUAAAACGAACAGAUUUACAGUUAAUAAAGACGGUAGUGAUACUAGCAGUAGUAGUCACGGUAAUGUUUAGUGACAAAGCUUUCGUAAUAAGCAUAUAGAAAGCUGUAUUUAUCCCGAUGCGAUGUAUUUGCAAUAAAGAAAAUUUUUUCAUA